This is a messenger RNA of Colletes gigas, 1740 nucleotides long. Its product is annotated as piggyBac transposable element-derived protein 4-like. Lineage: Eukaryota; Metazoa; Arthropoda; Insecta; Hymenoptera; Colletidae. The record is from RefSeq and is a predicted model, not a curated record. Bases 1 to 1740 code for a protein of 579 amino acids. The transcript has a single exon.
AUGUCGGAGUCGAUGAACCAGAGCAGUGCCUUCAGUGAACUCGUGGAUCACGAAGAUAAUUACAACGACGAAGUUUCGUCGGACGGUGGAAGUACUGCGUCAUACAGCGAUACGAAACCCGAGCUACAAGAUUUCGAAAGCGACGUGUUCUCUGGCCUGGAGUCGGACGAGGACGACACGGACGACAGAAACCAGAUUAUCUCCGGACGUAUAUGGGGCUAUAUACCACGUAAAGUUGACGUGGAGCAAUUGCAAUACGUGUCACGUGCUGGUAAUUUAACUAGGAGAAGCGAAAAUAUCGAGUCCAUCAAAGAGUCGUUUAACCUUUUUAUCAACAAUGAAAUCAUCGACAUGAUCGUCACGCAUACGAACAGAAAAGCGGAGGAGUCUUACGGUAAACAACCGCAGAAGCAAUGGAAACCAGUAGACCGCAUCGAGAUCAAUGCGUUUCUUGGCCUUUUAUUGAUCAUCGGACGAUUCAGAGAAUCGGACGAAUCUAAGAACUGUUUAUGGACGAAGAACACAGCGUUCUCUAGGCAGGUGUACGCGGCGGUGAUGUCGUGCGAUAGAUUUAAGGACAUUUUGAAAUACAUACGAUUCGACGAUAGGACCACGAGGCCGGAAAGGAAAAUUAACGACAAAUUAGCGGCGCUCAGGGACGUGACGAACAUAUUCGCGGUGAAUUGCAGGGAAUCUUACGACGCGACGAACGCGGGCACGGUGGACGAGCAAUUGGUCACUUUUCGUGGUUUGUGCCCGUUCAAGGUUUACAUGCCCGACAAACCUGGCAAAUACGGAAUAAAGUUAUGGACGCUUUGCGACGCGCAGACGUUUUAUUGUUGUAACUUCGACGUGCACCUGGGGAGGUUAAGAAACAUCGCCGAGAACGACCAAGGUCAACUAGUGGUUAGACGACUCACCGAUUUUUGGAAUCAGUCCGGACGAACCGUCACGACAGACAAUUCCUUCACGGAUAUCGGUCUGGCCGAGGAUCUGUUGCAAAAUAAAAUUUUCCUCGUUGGCACGGUGCGUAAAGACAAAAGGGAUCUACCGAAGUCGAUGGUUCACACGUACUCGAGGCAACGGUUUUCGUGCGACUGUCUCUACACGACUAACCUCACCCUCGUGUCGUACAUUCCGAAACCUCGAAAGUGUAUCGUGCUGCUGUCGAGCUCGUGCCAUCAUCACGAGCAUAGCGUGUCCGGGCCGGAAGACAACUACAAACCGGAAAUAAUCUCGUAUUAUAACUCGACGAAAAAUGGUGUAAAUACGUUCAAUGCGUUGUUGAGAGAGUACUCGUGCCGGAGAGCCACCAGACGCUGGCCGUUGUCGCUUUUUUUGAAUUACGUCGACAUGGCUGCUUACAACGCGUUCGUCGUGUGGGUUACGAAGAAUCCCGCGUGGGAGAGCCACGUGUCCAUGAAAAAACGGAGGGAGAUGUUUCUCGAGAAACUGGGGAACGAACUGUACGCGCGGAACAUCGAGAGGCGCGCCACCGAUUUCGAGAAUCGUAAUAUCAUAGUUCCUAGGCACGUCGUGAACGCGAUCGAGAGCACGGGCAGAAAACUGAAAAGGAAAGAGAUGACGUUAGACUACCGGAAACGUUCGAGGUGUUACAUAUGCGUCGGGAACGAUAACAAAUACAGCACUAGAUGCGAUGCGUGUUUGCAAUUUAUUUGUAGUGCUCACUCGAACAUUGAAAAGAAUGCCACGUGCGUGCAGUGUACAUUAUUCGAAUAA